UAAACAAUACAGAUCGCUCCUGCACACUGCUUUGUAUGGCUCUGCAUGGCACAUAGCCUCAUAGUAAAACAGCACACAGUUAACCCUUUGAUCGCCCCAGAUGUUAAUCCCUUCCUGCCCCAUGCUAUUAUGCUUUUUAUUAGCACCGAUCACUGUAUUGGUGUCACUGGGAUGUCAAUGACACCAAGUCAGUUCCCCCCCAGUGUCAGAAUGCCCGCUGCAGUCCCACUAUAAGUCGCUGAUCGCCGCCAUUACUAGUAGAGAAAAAAAAAAUUACGCAGUAUAUACUGUAUACCGCCA
Staurois parvus is the source of this 300-nucleotide messenger RNA. NCBI's taxonomy places the organism in Eukaryota, Metazoa, Chordata, Amphibia, Anura, Ranidae. The record is from the annotation of a GenBank genome assembly.